AAGGAGCGACGCAGGAGUUCGUUUGGCUUCGCCUCCGAUCCAGAGAUCGGAAUGGAGAGCUACUUGGACAACGACUGGAACGUCAAGCAGGACUCAAGCAACUGUUGGAAAGCCGUCGGCCGCGUCGUCAAGAAAGUUGCCAGGAGGGUCCGACGACACGGCGAUCUUGCCAAGCCCGCCGAGGAUGGGAAGAAGAAGCAUCAAAUCCGGAGGAAGAUCCAUCUGGCAGUACUGUCUAGUCAAAGACCUGCAAGAGCUGCAAUGCAGCUUAUAAAGGAUCUAGCUCAGGGCAGGACACCCGAAACUGUGCGUAGGAGGGGCCCUGGAUUGAGAUCAAGAUCCUCCUCAGGUCACUACAGUUGGCCGCCGUCUUGUGAGAGAGCUCAAAAUCGUUAUGGUGUUGAGGGGGUUGCAGGAAUCGAUGGCAGUGCACUAUCUUAUGAAUCGUGAUGCGUUUGAUGGAUUACGACUUACGAGAGAGAAGUAAAUCUCAUCAGUCACAUGUAUUAAUAUAACUGCUGAAAUUCAAACAACUACUUAUUGGAAUUUUCAUUGUCAGUCA
Molecule: messenger RNA, 562 nt
Organism: Rosa rugosa (rugosa rose)
Lineage: Eukaryota; Viridiplantae; Streptophyta; Magnoliopsida; Rosales; Rosaceae
Exons: 3
Coding region: 52-450 (132 amino acids)
Source: RefSeq, a predicted model, not a curated record